GUUGACCAAUUCUUCUCCCACAAGAAUUAUGAACAAUGGCUUUGCUAGGUGUUAAUUAUUUCCAAAAAUUGUUCAAAAAUGUAUAUCGUAGUCUAAGUUCGAUACCUCCAUUAACUAAUGAGAUAUAUCCUGAAUUAAAGCGUGGAGAUUAUAAAGUAGUCGAUGAGGAAGAUCUAGAGAGUUUCACCAACAUUCUAGAUGUUCAUCGUGUAAUAGAGGGUGCAGAGGAAAUUGCAACAAGAAAUAUGGACUGGCUUAAGUCUAUACGGGGUCAGGGUAAGGUGUUGCUGAAACCCAAAACAACACAAGAGAUUUCUAAAAUUCUGUCUUAUUGCAACAGUAAAAUGAUUGCAGUUGUUCCUCAAAGUGGUAAUACAGGAUUAGUUGGUGGAAGUACACCAAUCUUUGAUGAAGUAAUUCUUUCAUUAGAAUUAAUGAAUGAAAUUAUUAGUUUCGAUACUGUAUCUGGUAUAUUGACAUGCCAAGCUGGUUGCAUCUUAGAGAAAGUUGAUCAAUUCUUAUCAGAAAAAGGUUUUGUAAUGCCUUUGGAUCUAGGUGCUAAAGGAAGCUGUAUGAUUGGUGGAAAUAUUGCUACUAAUGCUGGUGGUCUCAGACUUCUACGCUACGGAUCACUUCAUGGAACAGUGUUAGGUCUUGAAACUGUCCUUCCUAAUGGUCAAAUAAUUAAUACACUGUCCACAAGUAGAAAGGAUAAUACUGGCUAUCAUCUAAAACAUAUGUUUAUUGGUUCCGAAGGUACUCUUGGGGUCAUUACAGCGGCGUCUAUAUGUGUCCCUUACUCAUCCAGAUCGGUCAACUUGGCCAUGCUGGGAUGCGAAAGUUAUGAAGACCUUCAAAUGAUAUUUAAAGCAGCGAAAUCAAUGCUGGGAGAAAUCUUAUCUGCGUUUGAAAUGAUGGAUAAAGAAAGUGUGAAAGUAACAGAAGUUCUUAAUAUGAGUAAUCCAAUACAAGAGAGCCCAUUCUAUGUUCUAAUUGAAACAUCUGGUUCUAAUGCAACACACGAUGAAGAAAAAUUGACAAUGUUUAUGGAAUGGUUGAUGAAUGAGAAACUUGUUCAAGAUGGUACAAUUGCUACUGAUGGCCAGAAGAUCGCAAGUAUCUGGGCAGUACGAGAGAAUAUAACAGUAGGACUUGUUCAGUUAGGUUAUGUAUAUAAAUAUGACAUAUCAAUACCUGUUCCAAGGUUGUAUGAUAUUGUUGAAGAUCUUCGAGAGAGGAUUGGUAAUGAAGUUCUAAUUGUAUCAGGAUAUGGUCACAUUGGAGAUGGUAAUCUUCAUCUUAAUAUUGUCACCAAAGACUAUGAUGUUAGAAUUCACCAUUUACUUGAACCUUAUAUAUUUGAAUGGGUACAGAAGUGUGGAGGAAGCAUCAGUGCUGAACAUGGUGUAGGAAUGAAAAAGACAAAAUAUCUUCACUAUUCUAAAACUCCCGAAGCCAUUAAUAUCAUGAAAGAUUUAAAGAAAAUGUUUGAUCCGUAUGGUAUACUAAAUCCCUACAAAGUCCUUCCAUCAAAAAGCUAACUGACUCGUAAAAGUAUUAAAUUACAACUGCUUUCAGAAUUAGAAUAUACAAAUUUGUAUUUUGUUGUUAAUGAUUGACAGUUGAACUAUCCAUAAAUCACAAAGCUGUACCAUCAGUGGCAUAGCCAGCCAGUUAAAUUCUACUGUGAAAAUACUUUGGUGUUAAAUUUCUGCAUAUAUUUGAGUCUAUAACCAACUUGCAGCCUGGCUAAGCCACUGGGUACUCUGUCUUAAAUCCUUGCAACUUAAACAAGUCAAGGUUAAUAUUUAAUAUAGUAACCACGUUUCUAACAACAACAAAAUGGUUUCACAUCAAGUUGUUAAAAAAUGAGAAUGAUGUUAAUCUGAAUCUGACAAGAUUUCAGUCACUGGGGGAGGUAAAAGCAAAGGCCUGCAAGGCGGACCUGAAAAGUAUAUAGAGUAAAAAUAGAGUCAAUAUAGAAAAACCAAGUAGUAUAGUUAUGUUUUUCUACUUACAUCAAAAUACGUACAUACCUUGUAAAGUGAAAGUUACUCCACCGCGUCUUCUGCGUCUGGAAACAAUCCGUCGAUCGCUGUCAAACGAGCUUUAUAAAAAUGUAUCAUGAAUGAUUAAUGUAUUAAAAAUUUCAAAGGUUUC
Messenger RNA from Xenia sp. Carnegie-2017, 2160 nucleotides. Its product is annotated as D-2-hydroxyglutarate dehydrogenase, mitochondrial-like. Lineage: Eukaryota; Metazoa; Cnidaria; Anthozoa; Malacalcyonacea; Xeniidae. The record is from RefSeq and is a predicted model, not a curated record. Gene Ontology annotation, cellular component: mitochondrion. Bases 36 to 1541 code for a protein of 501 amino acids. Gene Ontology annotation, molecular function: catalytic activity; FAD binding. The transcript has a single exon.